AUGACUUCUUCACCAACUACUGCUGCUUCAAAUUUGGACGAUAUCACUGCAUCGCUUUUCUAUCAAUUACGCGAUAAAAACCGUGUUUACGAUUUCGACAUACUUCAAUGCCCUAAAUGUCCGGAACGGUUGGAAGCCCUUGAACUUGAUGUCUAUCAAGAAAAUGGUCAAACAUAUCAAAGAAUAUGGUGGACUUGUCGAGGCAUAAAAAACCAAAAUUUCAAAAUAUCAUUAUUUAUUAGCAAUGUACAUUACACGUUUAAAGCAUUAGCCAUCAGUUCAAAUCUCAAUGGGGAUGGUAGCUGCCAUUUUCCAUUAUGGAUACCAAAGGAAGUUUUUUGGACAAGGAGAACGGAGGAACAGAUGAGAACAGGCUAUAUACCUUUGCCAAAUAUUCAUUUAUUACCACAACGUUUAUGGUAUCUUUACCCAAAUGUUUUCCGAGAUAAAUUGAAUCGAGGAAACAUCAAUAAUACCAAGAAGAAUAAAUCUGGUACAGUCACGCCGUCUUCGGGUCAUGCAACACGAGGCAGUUCAGUGAGACCUGAAAGCGCACUUACGGAGAAUGAGGAAUGUAGUCGGGAUUCAUUUCUCAGUACACCUCUCCUUUCAGAGGGGACAAAUCCUUAUGUUCCAACUGAAACGGAAAUUUGGGAGUCUGAAGUUCCGAUUCGACAGAUUCGAAUUGAUGAAGAAGAUAUAGAAGAAAACUUCGAAUUGAUCAAGGAAACCCAUAUGCAACCUGUAAAUAGUCAGUCUAAUGCUUCAGAUCAAAAAGAUUACGAGUGGGAAUGUUCAGGUAAUAUGGAAGCAAAAGACAUGGUGUAUGACUCGAAAUCGUGGGAAGUGGACUUGGUUCCAGAAUGUGUCGUUACUUCAGACUUUCCUCUGGAUUCAUUUACAGAUUCUUUCGUUCAAUUUUGUUCACAAACACAUUCGCCAGCUCAAGAGCAACAAGAACAGUUCGGGGGAGUAAAUUCGCAAGACAUACAUUCAGAAAAUGAAGAUGUUGUUCUGGAAGUUUUACGAUCAACACCUCAAAAUAACAUCUUGCAUACCGAUCAAGAUUUAAAGGAAGCUGAAUGCAUUUCUAAAAUAUCAACAAAAACUAUAAGAAAGCGGAAGAAAAAUGCUGCUUUCGAAGAUGAGUUGGAUGAAACAACUUGUGGUAACUCUGUAUCGAGAAGUAGUAGUUCUUUAGAUCGGAUUUCGCUCGUGGUGCCAUCCGUGAACAGGAGAAGGCCAGAAUCUGUGAAUAUUGUUCAAAUACGGGAAGUUUUCCAAAAACAAAAACAAAAACGAUCAAACUCAGAAGUUGUUGACGAUGACCGCGUAGUUGCUUCUUUGAUAAAGGAAUUAGUAGUUAGAGUGGCUUUGGAACAUGAUUUCAUCAAGAAUGAAAAAACGUCUUCAUCACUGUGCACAGGACAGGCAGAGCAUCAUUUAUUGAAGAUAAUUUCUGUAGAAGAAGCGAAAAGAGAUUUCGGUGAUUUAACACUUGAAGAAUUGUUGAAAGGUGUCAAUAAUCUAAGGUCAUCCGCUGCAGUCCAGAAUUAUUUACGAAAAUGGCCUAAGAUGGAAAUAGAUAUCGAGGAACGACAAUCAAUAACAGAUCGACUAAAACCAAGUGUUGGCAGACAUACAACUUAUUUUGAAAACAGUGACUCAGAAACAUCUACUAAAAUCUCGACAAAAGUGAUUACAAAUUUGGGGAUGAGAUCAUCCCUUCGGAAACGACGAUAUAAUAGUGCAGAUCGGCCUACCUUGCCGAGGAAUUUGCCGGCAGAUCAAAAAUGCAUUGCUGCUGUUGAGGUGGCUCUAAAACAGUCCAUGAAAGGUAUUAAAGGCCCAGAGGAGACGAGUCCAGCUCCUCGAACAUCCAUUUUGAAAGGUUCUCCUUCAAAGUUUCAUCCUGAUAUGAUCUCAAAUGAAAUAUUCGAUUCACUGAACUGGCGUCGGCCAGUGCAUUUUGGUGGUCGUACAAAUUUAGACGCUUUUGUAACGGCAUAUAAUUUACGAUACAAUCGUGCGGAGUACUUGGAUGCUCUUGGUUCCGAGUUAUGCAAGCGUAAAAUUAUGAAAUUUGUGCCAUCAAUACCAGUGAAACAACAGCGUCUCGUGCGACGUAUGCAACAGAGGCGGUCUGGUCAGGAAGAUACGCUAGACUUGGAGACGCUCAAGAAAGCUGUUGAUCCGGAUGCAUUGCGUGUUCAGAUUGCCCACCGUCUUGGCAUCAAAGACUUUGACAGCAUAUUAUCAUGCUCUGAAGUGGUAGGAAAUCAGGAUGAUGGAGUAAACAGUAAGAUGCAACAUAUCGCAUCUACUCCACUUACUAUGUCACCAGGAGUUUGCGAACCUUUUUCCAUGGAAUAUAUUCAUUCAAGCAAAAACGGUAGACGUGAGCAAGCAUCAAUGUCAAAUGUUUCGGAAAGUUUAUUUCCUGUAUCUGAAUAUGGAAGUAAAAUAAAAGCCGAUAAAGAACGUGAACUGAAAGCGCCACUUAUUCUAUCAUUUAACGAUCCAGAAGUUGAUGCACUUGUACAUAGAAAAUUUAAAAGUUAUGUACACGAAGAAAACCCGUCUGAUGCUCUUACUCUUCAGCAAUCUUCAGUUCAGCAGUCACACACAUCUGAAGUGCCUGAACAUUUGGAAGCAUCCACAUCACGCAUCGAAUACAUAGAUUUUGAGAGUGCUUUUGAGGAGUACGAAAAUGAUGAAGUGCAACAGUUGGAUGCAUUUUUUGACACCCACUUCAGUAAUUAUUUGACGAGAAUGGCUGGUGUUAGUACUGUUGAUAUUUCCCAAAUUAUUUCAACUACUGAGAAGAGUUGUUCAUCGGUCUUCAACUCAGAGCUGCUGGUAGACAGGAAGGGAGAAGUGAAAUGGAGUGAGUGCCGCGAUUUGGUGGAAGUUUCAGGUGGACCGGAAUGGAAAUUACGAUAUAUGGCUGAAGCUUUUCCACAGUAUUGUUGGAAAUAUGCUGAACCGCAGGUCAUUGCUCACUACCAUUACAAUGUUGCUGCAACUGCUAUUGCACCUGCAAGACAAUCGUCCGCUACACUUCCUGUUUUUUACGCACAUUUACCGAAUUCAUUUUCACCCUAUGAUUUCAGCAUUCAAGCUGCAUACAGUGCUGAGAAUGAAUUUAUGAUUUCAAGUGAUCAGGCAUGA
Molecule: messenger RNA, 3171 nt
Organism: Acanthocheilonema viteae
Lineage: Eukaryota; Metazoa; Nematoda; Chromadorea; Rhabditida; Onchocercidae
Source: the annotation of a GenBank genome assembly